AUGUCCAAAGCCAAUAUGAAGCAUGUGGUCCGCUUCCAACAGGAGAUUCAGAUCAUGAAGACUAUGGAUCAUCCCAACAUCAUCAAGCUUUAUGAGACCUUCGAGGACCGGAAGCACAUCUACUUGGCCAUGGAGCUGUGUACCGGUGGCGAACUUUUCGAUCGAAUCAUUGAGGUGGGCCAGUUCACUGAAAAGGACGCUGCCAUAGUCGUGCAGCAGAUGCUCUCAGCAGUCUUCUACAUGCAUACCCGGGGUGUUUGCCAUCGAGACCUGAAGCCGGAGAAUUUCCUCUUCUUGUCGAAAGGCCCAAUUGAGAACACACUGCUGAAGAUUAUCGACUUUGGCCUGUCCAAGUGCUUUGACACAAGCAUUCCGAUGGCCACCAAAGCAGGGACGCCAUACUAUGUGGCUCCCCAGGUGCUACAGGGCAAGUAUGACAACUCCUGCGAUCUCUGGAGUUGUGGGGUGAUCAUGUACACCAUGCUUUGUGGGUAUCCUCCUUUCUACGGCAAGACUGACCAGGAGGUGCUGAGCAAGGUACGAAAAGGUGUGUACCAGUUCGAGCCAAAGUACUGGAGACACAUUUCUCAGGAUGCAAAGAAGCUCAUUGGGAUGCUCCUCAAGUUCGAGCCAGAGUCGCGCUACACUGCCGAGGAGGCAUUGCAGGACGUCUGGAUCAAGGAGCGAGCGCCCAAAGCCGAGAACAUCUGUCUUCAGGAUCGUAUUAUGCACAACCUCAAGAGCUUCAGGUCAAAGAACAAGCUCAAGAAAGCGGCCCUCAAUAUUAUCGCCUCGCAGAUGAGCGAAGCCGAGAUCGCGGACCUGCGGGAGAUAUUUAAAGCUCUCGACGUGAACGGUGACGGCUUUUUGACCACGACGGAGCUGAAAGAUGGUAUUACGCGGGCGCGGGUGCGGAGCCCAACAAUUGACCUGCAGGCCAUAAUGGAGGGCGUCGAUGCUGACGGCAGUGGACUCAUCGACUACACGGAGUUCUUGGCCGCGACUCUGGACAAGAAGGUUUACCUCCAGAGGGAUGUUUGUUUCGCUGCCUUCUCUGUGUUCGAUCGAGAUGGUGAUGGAUGCAUUACCCUCGAGGAGCUGAAGCAGAUCCUGGAAAAUGGGUCUGUCGAGGAAGUGAUUGACACAUGGACAUCUGAAGAGCUGCUCCAGGAUGUGGACCGAAACGGUGACGGCUCCAUAGACUUCGAAGAGUUUAUGGAGAUGAUGCGGGGAGGGAGAUCGAUGUCGCUGUCCAUGGAGACCGAAACGCCAAAGGGCGGCCGCUCGCCCAGCCUCCUUCGGUCCCGGAGCCGCGGCAGCCGAACUCCGCGGAAGAAGAUUUGA
Molecule: messenger RNA, 1344 nt
Organism: Symbiodinium pilosum
Lineage: Eukaryota; Dinophyceae; Suessiales; Symbiodiniaceae
Source: the annotation of a GenBank genome assembly